AUGAACGAGGAUUACAACAUUGAACCAGAUGCCGAAUUAGGACGAACUACAUUUGAGGAUGAUAAUCUUCUUAAGCAGAAUACACCUAUAUCGAAACCUAUUAGCCCUAGAUUCCAUGCUCGUCGUGCUUCUAUGCAAGAGGCAACUUGGACAAUUAAAGACUCUUUUCACGUAACUACAAAAGAUGUUGUACAACGAUGUAUACAUACCUUAAUCCCUACAACGAAUUUUUUCGACGUUAUCGAUGAUAGGCCCGAUUUAUAUGGUCCCUUUUGGAUAACAACCACAGUUGUUCAAGCAUUGUUCUUUUCCAAUUCCAUCACUGACUAUGUGCGCCAUCUCACUGGAUCUAUAGACAAUCCUUAUUCCAUUGGUAAGUUGGUUUCUGCGGCUUCCAUCAUUUAUGGUUAUACUGCCAUUGCUGCAGUCAUACUUUGGGGGUUUUUGGUUUGGAAUAAAUGCAAUCCAAAAUUACUCGAUUGCGUAUGUAUAUAUGGUUAUGCCAACAUCAGCUGGCUGCCUGUUUCUUUGAUGACUCCUCCGUUUAGUUUAUUGUCUUCUUUGGUAUCCCAUAUUAUUAAAUGGAUAUUAACAUCCGUUGGUCUGGGUAUUUCACUUGUCUUUCUUGUUCGAAACCUCUAUCCUGUUUGCCAACAGGCAGGAACAUAUUUGUGUAAGCUUUCCAUGGGUGGAAUUAUCAUCCUUCAUAUUUUACUUGCAAUUACUUUGCAACUGGUCUUUUUCAAGUAA
Messenger RNA from Schizosaccharomyces osmophilus, 750 nucleotides. It is a transcript of the gene yip5, whose product is annotated as Rab GTPase binding Yip5. Gene Ontology annotation, biological process: vesicle-mediated transport. NCBI's taxonomy places the organism in Eukaryota, Fungi, Ascomycota, Schizosaccharomycetes, Schizosaccharomycetales, Schizosaccharomycetaceae. The transcript has a single exon. Gene Ontology annotation, molecular function: small GTPase binding. Gene Ontology annotation, cellular component: membrane; Golgi apparatus. Bases 1 to 750 code for a protein of 249 amino acids. The record is from RefSeq and is a predicted model, not a curated record.